Meloidogyne enterolobii is the source of this 1738-nucleotide messenger RNA. NCBI's taxonomy places the organism in Eukaryota, Metazoa, Nematoda, Chromadorea, Rhabditida, Meloidogynidae. The record is from the annotation of a GenBank genome assembly.
GAUGGAUUCAUUAGAUGCCAGAAAACCUUUAUUAAUUGUUGAUGGCCCUUAUUUAGCAAAUUCGAAUGGAAAUGAGUUGAGUGAAGACGAACAAACUGUAAAUAGUACAUAUGAAAACACAGCUUUAGAAUGCGAUUCGAACAAUUUAUAUGUUAAAAAUUGUAAAAAUUCUAGUGACAAUAAUUCUCUUAUUUAUGCAAAUUAUGGAGAAAUUUCUCGUUUACAAGUUUUUUUAAACGUUCAAAAAUUAAAUUUAGCAUUUAAGGAAUUACAAGAAAUUGAUAGAAGGCCUUAUCCUCCAUUUCCGGAUGCUUCUUCUUCUCCUUUGCGAAUAAUUGCAAAUGGUUGGAGAGAAUAUCGAACUUUGGGUGGAAGGUCUUACUAUUACCACCCUUUGAAUAAAAUUUGUCAAUGGAAGCCUCCAAGAACAACUUUAAAAUUUUACCCGCAAGAAGAUAUGGAGCCAUUAUUUGCCACUAAUUUUGCUCAUCAAAAUCGUUACCCUUCUACUUCUGUUGAAUCUGCUGAUUUUGCUGAAAUUCCUUUACUUUCUAAUUUUAAAAAUCGAAUUGGUUCAUUCAAAACAAAUGAAAUGCACAAAUCUGUGUUUGUUGAAUCUAAUGAAAAUGUUGCCGUUAAUAAGCCAGGUGUAAUGUCACACAGUUUGGAUGAAGUUACGGGUCAAUCAAAAUUUCCUUCAGAUUUAAAAUCUUCAGAUAAUAUAACCGAAUGUUCUACCAAUUAUGACAAUACAAGCCAGUGCCAUAAAGAUACAGAACUUCGGCAUGGUUUUCUCGAAAGGUGUAAAUUGGCUGAGAAUGGAGUGAAAUUAAAAAGGAAAGAUUGGUCUAGUGCUUAUGCUUAUUUGUAUAUUGGACAUUUGUUGUUUUACAAAGAUCAAAAAUCUGCAGAGAAACAUGGAAAACAUUAUCCUGCUCCUUUGGAUGUUUGUGAUUUGAGAGAUGCAAUUGUCCAAUUUAUUACUGAUGACAAAAAACAAAGAGAUAAAAGAAGGAAGCACAUAAUUUCGCUUUUACUUCCAUCAAAAACAGAAUAUAAUUUUUGUAGUAAUGAAGAAGAAAUAAAUGAUUGGUUUUAUGCUUUACGUCAAGCAAUAAUUUCUGCGCCUGCUUUAAAAAUUUCUUCAAAUAAAAUUAUCUGUGAUUGGAAUGGAAGUCUUCAACGUUCAAUUCGCCACAAACGGGAUUCUGCAAGUAGUACUUUUGGAAUUGGAAAAUCAACACUUCAUAAUUCGAUAAAAUCACGUUUGAAGCCUUCUUCAACCAAAAGUAUUGCAAUUUCUGACGAUCAUUUUUCUUCUGUGGAUAAUAAUGCUGUAGAAGUUGUCCCUCCUGCAAAGGCAACAAUUAUUGAAAGGCUUUUGCGAUUUUUCCGUUCUCGGCCUUCAAUGGAAUCACUUAGGGAGAGAGGAAUUUAUAAACAACCAGUAUUUGGAAGUACUUUAAGUGAAAUUUGUUUUAGAGAAAAGUCGUUAGUCCCCAAAUUUAUAACUGAAGUAACUACUUUAAUUGAACAAAAAGGACUUGAUUGUGAUGGGUUUGUUUUUUAUUUAAGUUUUUUGGGAAUACUUUACUUUUAUUUAUUUUCUAUGGUUCUGGAAAUAAUGUUCUCUACAGUGCUGGAAAAAACUAUAGCCGCACAUUUGAAAACUUCAUCGCUUAUGAAGGAGUUACCCAAACGACAUCAAAUUUGGUUGAAAAAUGUAAAAAAUAGAUAG